Molecule: messenger RNA, 1144 nt
Organism: Papaver somniferum (opium poppy)
Lineage: Eukaryota; Viridiplantae; Streptophyta; Magnoliopsida; Ranunculales; Papaveraceae
Exons: 3
Coding region: 430-987 (185 amino acids)
Source: RefSeq, a predicted model, not a curated record
CCCUGUCAACUCUUCCCUCAUUCUUCCUCUUCAGUUCUCUCUCAGAAAAUAAAAUUCUCUGCAAGAUUGAAUUUCAUUGAUUUCAUCCUUAACCCUAGCUCUCCAACCGUUCCCUCACUUUAUCUUACUUUUCUCUCAGUUUCAUCUCAGAUUUAAUCCGCUGCAAGAUUGAAUCUUUCAUUGAUAUGCAGGACAAACAAUGAACGAUUCACAGCAAAACACCAAUACCCUAUAACAGAAUAACCCUAUAUUUUUACAUACCCAAUUCGCCAUUUAUGAAGAACUAAUAAAUACGGAUUAAAAUUAGGUAUUUGAAAGAAGAGAUUAGGGAAGAAGAUUUGGAUAAAUGGAGAGCCAAGAGAGUGCAGGAUAGAAAGAUAUAACUCCAAUUUCAAAACCAGCAAAAGAAGAAAAAAAAGGUUCUAAAUUAUGGGUGCAGGACAGAAGAAGAAGAAGUGUUCUAAAAAAGUGAAAUUUGCUGAUCAUAUGGAGAAAAUUAUAUCACCGAAUGCCACUGUGGAGGACAAAAGAGUGGUAUCUGAUGAUGGUGUUGAAAGGAUGUUUAUUCACCCUGCCAGGUACCGGGCUUAUACCUGCAAAAUAACAACAUACUCAAGCCCGAAGGUUUUGAAGUGGGUGCCUAACCUGCUGUCUCCUGCUGAGCAAGAGAAAUUUAUGUCAACUGCAAUUGGCUUCUUACUGCACCUGCCCAUGCAAACGUGGUCUAGUUCCUUAUUUCACUUCUUAUUGGCUAGUCAGAUCUCCACGGGUGAUGAAGGUGAUAAGGGUAACCGUGAAGAAAUGUGCGUAAUGGUUUGUGGAAAGGAAUUCUCCUUCGGAAAGAAAGAGUUCGCAUUGAUUUCGGGGCUUAGUUUUAGGAAGUCGAACCAUAAUUUUUCUCGUCCCGACACGAAAGUAGCGGCAAGAAAAUUACUAUUAAUUGGAAAAUAUGAAAACUCCUAUGCAGAGGGUAAGUCCCAAGAAUAGGACAAGAAGACUUUUUGACUAAUUACAAUUAGUCAAAAGCAGAAAAAUGAAUUCUUUUUUGUUUUUGGUUAAACAUGAGAUGAGAGGUGAACAUGGGAGGCACCAACUAUAUUUAGUUGGCAUUAAAUUCUAUAUAUGUUUGCCAACAUAAGUAUAA